AUGUUCUCUCGUUUCUCCGUACUUUCUCUGUUGGCUGUACCAGCCGUGUUGAGCUUCUGCGUGCUUAGCGUACUCUCAGCGCCUACGGAUGCACAACUUGUGCGCCGUCAAGUUGGCAACCUACAAUGCAACCUCGAUAGGCUAGCGAUCGUCACCGCCCUUGGACAGACGAAGAAUGACGUGAACAGCCUCGCCUCUGCAGGUUCCAGUGAUUCGUCCGUUACCUCCGCAACCUCAGAUGCCCUCACAGGGAUCAACAGCGCACAAGAUGGGAUUGCUACCAUCGCAAAGGCAUUGAUUUCUGGACAGACUGCCCCCGCUGAUGCACGCGACCAGGUCGGUCAGGGCCUUACGACUGCACAGAAUGCGUUGAAUGGAAUCACUUCGACGGACCCUAACGUCACGUCGGCUCUCAGCAAGGCAACGGGUGAUUUGAACAAGGCUAUCACGGCAGGCCAGGGUGUCGUUUCGAACUGCAAGUGA
Messenger RNA from Fomitiporia mediterranea MF3/22, 483 nucleotides. RefSeq lists its product as uncharacterized. The transcript is spliced from 4 exons. The record is from RefSeq and is a predicted model, not a curated record. NCBI's taxonomy places the organism in Eukaryota, Fungi, Basidiomycota, Agaricomycetes, Hymenochaetales, Hymenochaetaceae. Bases 1 to 483 code for a protein of 160 amino acids.